CAUAUACCCAGACCGGUCUUGUCGAGUGCAGCACCGUCGACAAGAUGCCUACCCGUUUCACGCAGACAAGGAAACACCGCGGUCAUGUGUCCGCCGGUAAAGGUCGUAUUGGCAAGCACCGCAAGCACCCCGGUGGUCGUGGUAUGGCCGGUGGUCAGCACCACCACCGUACCAACCUCGACAAGUACCACCCCGGUUACUUCGGUAAAGUCGGUAUGAGGUACUUCCACAGGACUAGCCAGCAAUUCUGGAAGCCCACGAUCAACCUUGACAAGCUGUGGUCUCUCGUUCCCUCUGAGCAGCGUGACGCCUACGUGAGCGGCAAGAAGGCCGAUACUGCUCCCGUCAUCGACCUCCUGUCCCUUGGUUACUCCAAGGUUUUGGGCAAGGGUCGCAUUCCCGAGGUCCCCAUUGUUGUCCGCGCCAGAUACUUCAGCCGUGAUGCCGAGCGGAAGAUCAAGGAGGCCGGUGGUGUUGUUGAGUUGGUCGCAUAAACAGGGAGAAUGAGGAUUUACAAUAUGGGAGUGAGACGGUGAAAAUGGGAAGGUUAUCUAUCUCACUAUGUCUGGUCAUGGUAAUUUGGCGGCCAGUUCUAUUUCACAGGGAAAGAAAGGCGUCAAAAAGAAAGGAAAAUUAGAAGCCGCGGAUAGGCUUCAAUCCGAUUCAGAUACUUCAAAAGGUUUCUGUGUUCAACGUCCAUAGCAUAGCCGUCGAACGUCUUUAACGAUUUUAUUUGCCAAGACAGAUACCAUGAGGAUAUUAUCCUUACCCUUUCCCCCUUACUCCAGUUUCGGUAUCUUCAGAAUAAUGCGUGGUGUUCGUAUAGAGAUAGCCGAUGCCUCAUUUCUCCG
Molecule: messenger RNA, 851 nt
Organism: Monascus purpureus
Lineage: Eukaryota; Fungi; Ascomycota; Eurotiomycetes; Eurotiales; Aspergillaceae
Source: the annotation of a GenBank genome assembly